This is a messenger RNA of Mirounga angustirostris (Northern elephant seal), 1188 nucleotides long. RefSeq names its product BCL2 interacting killer (gene BIK). Lineage: Eukaryota; Metazoa; Chordata; Mammalia; Carnivora; Phocidae. Bases 2 to 793 code for a protein of 263 amino acids. The transcript has 4 exons. The record is from RefSeq and is a predicted model, not a curated record. Gene Ontology annotation, biological process: apoptotic mitochondrial changes; male gonad development; apoptotic process.
AAUGUCCCACCCAGGACCCCUCUCCAGGAACCUCUCUUGGAACACCUUCCUGCGGGAGCAUGGCCCAGAAGUGCCGGAGGUUCCGGGCAUGACUGACCUCGUGGAGUACUAUGAUCCGGGGCCCUCCCCUGACAGCACCAACCCUGACGAUGUGGCCAUGCGGCUGGCCUUCAUCGGGGACGAGAUGGAAGUGAGAUGGAUGCUCCCCCGCAUUGGCGAGCUGCCCGGGAUGGCCAUGUACAGCUUGGCUUUUACCUACAACCAGACAGGCCUGAGAGGUGUUCUUAGAAGUUUCAUGGAUGGUCUCAGUAACCUCAGGGAGAGCAUACGCAUCUGGAGCUUCCUGACCUUCCGGAACAGGGUGACUCUUCUCCUGACCGCUCCUCCUUCCUCCCUCCAUCGGCCCUGGGGAGGGUCCCUCACGCUGGCUCAUCCUCCCACCUGUCCCCAGCCGACUGGCAGCUUCUCCUCCUCUCUCGGUCGUGUCCUCAGCUGUUUCCCCACCGCGCGUGUGCCCGUCUUCCUGGUUUUUGUCCCAGACCGGUCCCGUGUGCAGAUGCUCCCGUGUCCCCCACCUUCCCUGCCGCGUUCUUCACCCCCGCUCUCGGCCGCGCAGGCUCUCCCCUGUGUCCACAGGCAUAGGAGGCUCUGCAGACGGAGCGCGCCCGGCUGGAGGGCCUCACCUGUCCCCCCCUUCGUCCCACAGGUGCCCCCCAACCCAGGGCGCGGGCUGGUGCUGUCCCUGCUGCUGCUGCUGGUGCUGCUGCUAGGCUGGGGGCCCCAGCUCCAGUGACCCAGCCGCUGCGGGGGUGGGGGCGGGGCUGGCCCCCCGACCUCCACCCUGGAGGUGGCCUUGUUGGUUUUGUUGUCUUUUUAACUGUUUUCUGAUGAUCCCUUUUUUAUAUUUAAACUCUGAGUGCUGGGACACUACUGAGGUUUCAUACUAGUUUUUUUCUUUCCCUUUUUGUAAGAGAAAUGAAUUCAUUAUACCUCUGGGGUCGUUACUGGUUAACUGCCCGUGGGCCUGCUCUCCUGGCCCCAACCCACCAUUGUGGUGGCCUGUCCCAGGAAGGAGGGGGUCUUGGGGGGGGGGGGGAGUGCUGGCCACACCCCCGUGUCUGUGAUGGCCGGGACAAAGAGAGAAUCUGCUGGAAGAGAUUCUGAGGGGUGAGGAGAGCUCAAUAAAAU